Messenger RNA from Uloborus diversus, 898 nucleotides. RefSeq names its product BTB/POZ domain-containing protein 17-like. Gene Ontology annotation, molecular function: protein binding. NCBI's taxonomy places the organism in Eukaryota, Metazoa, Arthropoda, Arachnida, Araneae, Uloboridae. The record is from RefSeq and is a predicted model, not a curated record.
UGUUGAUUUGCUUAAGAAUGUGAGUCGUUUUUGGUUUCUGAGGUUGUUAUUUUUCUAACUUAAGUGUUAAUUGAAAUAUGUUCGACACAAAUGUUCAAGUGAUUCAUUUUAUGUACGUGAAAUAUAAUUGUUAAUGAUUGGGUUCAUGUUGCAAAGUCAUAUCUCGCCAAUCUCGUAUCAUUCUCGGACAGAGUCGCUGCAAGAUAAUCAAGAUAGACUUCCAGAUCUUCAGCAUGCUUUUUAGCAGGGCCCAGAACUUCAGUGCGGGAAGCAGGCCAGACCCCCUGAUCCCCACCACUUCGGCAGGACGUACGGAAAAUCCUUCCGAGGGCCACAAGCUGUGCGACAAAGAGCACGAGCAGCAGAUCGACAACUCGAACACCGUCUUGGAAAAGAUAGCGAGUCUGUACGCGGAAAGACUGCUCAGUGAUAUUACUUUGGAAGUGGGUGGCAAACAAUUUGCAGCCCAUCGCCUUAUACUUUGUGCUUCCAGUGAUGUGUUCCAGGUGAUGUUGAUGAAUCCAAAUUGGAGCGAAUCUCAAGAGACCAAGAUCUGCCUCCAGGAAGAUCCAGCUUGUGUGCUAGUGUUCCCAGAUUUUCUCAAGUAUUUAUACACUGGAAAGUUGCAUAUAAACCACUUCCUGGUCUUACCUUUAGUGACUCUAGCCGACAAGUACAAUGUCAAAGACUUGGUCCAUCUGUGUGUGGAUUACAUGUGCAGGCAUGUUGUCUCUGCGACUCGACACAACCAGUUGGUUCUGUGGCUUCAGUACACAUUGAACUGUAACCAUAGGCUAGUGUAUAAAGCUUGUGCUAGUUUUAUCACUUGGAAUUUCGAACUUGUUGGUGAGAUGGAGGACUUUGGCACGCUGGAAACGGAUGUUCUCGUUAGUUUUCU